AUGCGUUGCUAUGACAUCGCAGGGACAAUUAACAUAAAAGUCUCGACCACUAUAAUGGCCUUUUAUUGCUUGUAAGACUCUCGGACUCCUGCAUACACACAGCAUGACACGAACAGAGUGACCGAACGAACGCGUGAUUGGCACAGUGACCAUCAACUGUAGCACCGAGCCGCCAAUGCGCCCUCUACGCGAUGUUGAGCUCUUUCGUUCAGAAGUUUAUCGAUCAGUCUCCCCUGUCCUCGACUAAUGAUGGCCGUCCCUCCAAAGCCUCUCUCUUCCGGGAGCAAUUCAGACUCCCUGCGGGCCAGAACCCGUUGCACGAAAUUACCGCCGAACUCUUCCUUCCGCUGCCAUCGUCUUCGACAGGCGGACCGGUAACUUCUGGGGAGAAGUCGAGAGACACCGGAAACAGAUAUGUUGGGGAACUGCAUCUGAGUGAACAUUUUCUGUGCUUUUCUACCAUCCGGACGAGUUUCCUCCCAACUGCAAGUCACUCCUCCUCCACCUCCUUCACAGGCCCUACCCAGGGAGCAGGGCCUGGCGGUCAUGGAUUUACCCUACCACUCUGCUCGAUACGGCGAGUCGAAAGACUGAACAGCCAUCAAGACAAGUUCUGUCUUGCCUUGACUACCUUCGAGUCCAUACAGAAGCCUUUAGCCGAGAAGCCUAAAGCGCCACUACCCCCGCCCCGGAAACUCAUCCUCACCCUGGAUGGAAGCCGGACCGCCUGCGAGCGGUUCUGCGACGGGCUGAAGAAGGGUCUAAGAGAGGGAAUGAAAGAAGUUGACACUUUACGGGCUGUGGUAUCACAGUGCUACUCUGAGUAUCUGCUGGACCCUGCCCGAAUCAAAGCGAAAGAGGAUGGCACGCAGGCUCCGGAUCCGCCUGAUACUGGUCUGGGAAUGUUGUUCAGAUACCCAGGCGAUGCCAGGAAACUCAGAGAUAGGAGUAAGAUCAGACUAUGGGGCGAAUACCUGCGAGAGAAUGGUCGAAACGCAACCAUAGUUAGACAGCCUACCUUCCACAAACUGAUCCGAGUUGGUCUCCCAAACCGACUGAGAGGCGAGAUAUGGGAGAUAUCCUCAGGGUCGUUCUACACAAGACUACGAAAUCCUCACUUGUAUGAGAAGACCUUGACCAAAUUCACCGGCAAGGAAUCCCUGGCCAUCGAUGAGAUUGAGAAAGAUCUGAAUCGAAGUUUGCCAGAAUAUCCUGGUUUCCAGAGUGAAGAAGGGAUCGGCAGGUUGCGGCGGGUGCUGACGGCAUACAGCUGGACGAACGAAGAAGUCGGUUAUUGUCAGGCCAUGAAUAUAGUCGUGGCCGCUCUACUAAUCUACCAGUCCGAAGCCCAAGCGUUCUUCACGCUAGGCGCACUUUGCGAUCGCUUACUACCCGGAUACUAUUCGAAAGACAUGUACGGCACUCUGCUAGAUCAACGCGUUUUUGAAAACCUUGUUGAGCGGACGAUGCCCGUGUUAUGGGAGCACCUCGUCAAGUCGGACGUCAAUCUCUCCGUCGUAUCACUACCUUGGUUUUUGUCGCUGUAUAUAAACUCGAUGCCUCUUGUAUUUGCAUUCAGAGUCCUGGAUGUUUUUUUCCUGGAAGGUCCAAAAGUUCUGUUUCAGGUUGGACUGGCCAUUUUACGAAUCAACGGUGAAGAUUUGCUCGACGUCAACGAUGACGGCUCGUUCAUCUCAAUCUUGAAGAAUUACUUCUCAAGGCUCGACGAGUCAGCUCAUCCGCACUCUGAAAAUGAAAAGUUGAGAGCCAUCACAAAGUUUCAAGAAUUGAUGGUCACCGCUUUCAAAGAGUUUGCAGCCAUCACAAACGCCAGUGUGGAAGAGCUGCGGGGGAAGCACAUCGAAAGCGUCAAAGAAGGACUAGCUACCUUCGCCAAACGGACAUCUAUCAGGAACCUUGGUCCAGAGAGCAAGAAGCUCAGUGCUGACGAUCUCAGCUCUAUCUACGAUCGCUUCUUUGCGGUUCUGUCCGAGCGACAGGCUCGGGCAAAGGCGAGAGAAGAGGAACGACGGAAACAAGAGCAUCACAAGGUCCGACCGGGCGUUUGGGCCCAUCAUUCAUCGUACAACCAAGACGAACCAGGCCGUAAUGAGGCUCCCCUGCAGACCAUGGACUACGAUGCUUUUAGGGAGUUCCUUGCCCAUACUGCCAAAUGGGCGGCGAGCGACUCGCCUAGCAUGUCGGCAAAAGAUGUCGGCAGUCCCAGCAUGAGCCAACGGAACCGCAGCAAAACCUUUUCUCAAUGGGGCUCCGGUCCUGAACCAGCAGAUCACGACUUUAUGCAAAGAUUAUAUGGCAAAUGGGACGAAUCCCAGCAGGGCGCGAUGACCUUACAACAAUUAGUACGGGGUCUGGCUCAAUUCAAAGGUACUACCGAUAUCAUGAACUCGAUGAGCCUGUUCUUCGACCUCUUCGACGAUGAUUCCACAGGAAAAGUUGACCGAGAAGGCAUACUGAGAAUGUCUGAGUCCCUUCUCUUCCUAUCCCGUCGAGGCUUCGAUGGCACAAUCAUCCCCACCGAUUCGAGCGGUGUCAAUUCUCCUCUCUCCGCGAACGAACCAACCGGCGCACUGAAACAAAGUAUCAAUGAGAAGUUCCUCGGCAGCGUCAGCGCAUUUAUCAGGCGCUGUUUCGAAUACGCUGAUCCCGACGAGGCUGUAGAAGAGGCCAAGUCUACUCUCGAAAACAUAAGCGUCAACACGGCCGACCAAAAUGCCGAUGAUCUUCUCGACUUCGCCGAGGGGGACAUACACCACAAAACAAUCAUGUCUCCGCGCCCUACAGAAAAAGACCCCCUUUCCGAAAUCACACCUCCUGGCUCACCAUCGCCAGCCACUCUAGUAGCAGCGAAGGACAAACGUAUAAGCUCAGCAUCGCGCGCUGCGUCGCAUAAUCUCGCUCUCGACCCGAACAAGCCCUUGCAUAUUACGCUGCCGACAUUCCGUAUGGUGAUUCUUGCCGAUGAACUUCUCGAGCAGUUCUUCGAAACGUUCUUUCCUCAGUCAUUCCGCCUCUCGGACUCUCCCAGCGCCAGCACGAUUUCGUUACCGAGCAGUACUUUGUCCGGCAACCUGACGACGUUCAGCAACCUCGGCACGCCCGUGAAAAAUCUAAUCAACGGCGCAGGCGGCGGCUCUAACAGAACGGUCAUCGACGUCGGACGUGCCGGCGGAGUGGUUGAGCCUGGAUCUCGCGGUCUCAGAGGCGUACUUGACAAUAUCGUCAAUGACGGCAUGAGAAUGGCCGUGGAGAUGAGGAAGCGCAUGGACGAGGCGCAACGUGAGUUUGAACGCAACGCGCGCGAAGGGCAGCAGAAGGGGGCGUACAGAGAUGACGAGGAUGACGAUGACGAUCAAGAGGAAGGUGCUGAUCUAGGAAAACGCGAUCAGGAGUUGCUCGAGGGCGCCGAGGUCGCCAGUAUCAAGACAGAAGGACGGAGUAGGGCGCAAAGCACCAAUAGUACCAUCAACCCGUCUUCAGGUUUAGGAGAAGGAGUGAGUAUUUUGGAUGUGAGUUAAAAAUUCUGGAGGAUGAAACGGAUAUCGGCGAUGCUGGGAUUGCGAGAAUGCAGGUUACACAUUUUCAAGUAGCCACUCGUGAGCCUCGAGUCAGUCUCCCCAUACCAUAUGAAGGGGACGGCGGAAGGAAGAGACAAAGAUUCUCGAAUGGGAAAUAAAAGUGCAGAAGUUUACAGACAAGCCACCACCCGUGCUCACUAGGUAGAUACCGGGGCUGAUUGAAUGUACUACCGCUAUAUUAGGUAUAAAAUGAUGAAUUGAUGAUG
Messenger RNA from Exophiala oligosperma, 3805 nucleotides. RefSeq lists its product as uncharacterized. The coding region runs from base 192 to 3539 and encodes 1115 amino acids. Lineage: Eukaryota; Fungi; Ascomycota; Eurotiomycetes; Chaetothyriales; Herpotrichiellaceae. The transcript has a single exon. The record is from RefSeq and is a predicted model, not a curated record.